AGUCUUUAUGGGGGCAUCCCCUUGUGUGAGUCACAUUCUAAAUAUAGGUCAGCCGGUGGCUAUGUCAUCACCGGGUGUCAUCAUUCAGAAUUGCCGUGUAUUUUUCCUGUUAGUUACCGGUACUGCUAGUUUGUAAAGACAUUUUCCUAUACUUGCGUUCUUCAUGUCCUUCAACAUUUCUCUGAAAUUCUGUAUUUGGCCUUUGAUUCUUUGCUUCUCUCGAGACUCGACUGCAAGUCUCACUUUUAUUUUGAUUUUACGGGAAUUUGCCCGGGAAUUUGUACUGUAGAUCAGACAGGAGAGGUCGUUUUUCAAGAUGGCUGCCUCCAUGUUUAGACAGAGCCUCAAACUCUCGCGGAUAAUUCGCUCCAAUACGCCCCUUUUAUGGCGAUACUCUCCCACCUUGAAACCUCAGAACACUCAGCUGGUGAUAUCAAGAACUAUAACUGAAAAACAAAUGAUUGAAAAUCGGAAAAUUUUCUUCAAAAGGAUUGCACAGUUUGUUGGAUUGGGUGUGUUUUUGUACAUGAUUUCACCAUGGGCAAGGCAACUGAAAGGAGCAAAAUUUGAAUCAAGGCGGGACAAGAAAAGACGUCACCUAGCUGAACAACGUGAACUUAAAAACCGGGAUAUAUCUACAGAAGAACUUUCAUUAGAAUAUCAAGAAUCACCCUCUCGGUCAAGAGGAAUUUUGCCUGUUGUCAAAGCGGCAGACGUGACAGAUUUUGGAACAGGUUAUGUAAAGCCAAGAUCUCAACAGUUCAAUUUCAUCGCAGACGCUGUCGCUAAAGCUUCCCCAUCAGUUGUAUUUAUUGAGAUUCACGGAAGGCAUCCAUUCCAGCGAGGUGUAGUUGGGCCAGUCUCUAAUGGAUCGGGGUUCAUUGUCAGUCCCGAUGGUCUUAUCUUGACCAAUGCCCAUGUGGUAGCCAAUAAGAGACUAGGCAAGCAAUCUGUAAAGGUCAAGCUCUAUGAUGGUCGGCUAGUAGACGGCGAGGUCAUCGCUGUUGACCCUGUGUCUGACCUUGCUCUGCUGAAAAUAGAUACAAAGGAUCAGCUUCCGGUGAUGCGGAUGGGAAACUCAUCCGCUGCUCGACCAGGGGAUUGGGUCAUCGCCAUGGGGAGUCCUCUGUCACUUAGCAACACGAUAACGGCUGGUAUCAUCAGUACCGUUAGCCGGACAAGCAAGGAGCUAGGUUUGAACAAAGGCAUUGACUACAUCCAGACUGAUGCUGCCAUAACUUUUGGAAAUUCUGGAGGACCUCUGGUGAACCUCGAUGGUGAAGCCAUUGGUAUCAACACCAUGAAAGUCACUUCUGGAAUUUCCUUUGCCAUCCCAAUAGACCAUGCCAGGGACUUUGUAGACAAGGUGCAGAAGCAGAUAAAAGCAUCUGGCGGUGGCUGGUUCAGCAAAGCAAAGCCACAAACUCCUGUGGUGACUACACCGUCCAAAGGAAAGCAAGGGUACAUUGGCAUCACAAUGCUCUCCCUGACCCCAAGCCUCAUCUUUGACCUCCGACAGAGGGCGCCAGACUUUCCCAAUGUCAGCCAUGGUGUGCUUAUCUACAUGAUUACCAUGGGGUCUCCAGCGCAAGUUGCUGGAUUAAAAGCAGGUGACAUCAUCACCCACAUCAACAACCAGCCAGUCAAGUCUUCUCAGGAACUCUAUGAUAAGGUCAAGGCCAAGGAAGGUCUUAAUGUGACUGCGGUCAGGGGCAGAGAGACCAUGAAACUGACCAUCACGCCUGAAGAAUCCCAGUGAUAGAAUAUGUUUGAUGCUCAAGGUCAUUUAAAUCCAGAAACUCAUAUUUGAUGCAUUGCACUGCACGUUUGCAGCGUGUUGUUUAACAGACACUUUAACAAACAAUUGAGAAAACACAGUUCUUGAUACCAUAAAACAGUUUGGACAGUCUGUACAAUAAGGUAUAUUAACAUGUCAUUGUGAAAAUGGCAGACAAGACUUGAUGGAAUGCAUUUUAAUUCCAAAGACAUAAAACAACCAGGCAAGUGCUACAGGUAUCUUGGCAUCAGCUCAUAUGUUUGUUUCAAGUCGGCAAUCUUUUUUUUUCUUACUUUUUCAGUGAUGCACUUUUAGGGGGGGGGGGAGGUAAAUUAUGAUCUGAGCUAUGUAUAAACUAAAUUUUUGCUUUUGUUUCAUUUCUUGAAUUAUGAAAACCCAGUAUUGUACUAAUUGUCACUUAUGUGUAUGGCUGUUACUGCAUGUCUUGACAAGCUGGGGCAUUUCACAAGGAGCAAAGUGUACUGGUGUGUGUAAGGGCUGGACACGAAGAAGCAGACAUUCUGCUAGACUACUGUCUCAUUGAUUCUAAUGAUUUUGAGGAUUUCUUUAUCGCUUUUUAUAGUGUAUCAACUUCGAUUACUAAUCAUCUGAACUGAGAUGAUGUUAAAUCAAAAUUGUAUAUAUAUUGGACAGGGGUAGGAUGUAACUGUUAUACAUCAGGAAAUUGCUUUUGAAAGUAUUGCAAGUUACACAGGCUAUGCAGUAAUAACGUCAAAUACCAACAAGAUCAUUUGUGUAACAAAUGAAAUUUGUAUAGGAAUAAGAAUGUAUGCUUGUGCUAGUUCAUGUAUAAAGUCACUAGACUAAAACUUCAGCAGUUAUUUCUGCAUUGUAGAUUCUGUUCACACGUGCAAUUGUUUGGGGUCUGGCGUAAUAAGCCAGUUCGUAGUUCCUUUCUGCGCAUGAUCAAAAGAUUCUACGCAAGAUCAGAGGAAGGUCAUUUGUACUAAAGUGACAUGGUGGUUUAAAAUCUAAUGAGAUAAGCACCAACUUUGAUGUCUUGAUUAUUCAUAUAUUCUUUUGAAUUGUGGUUUUCAUUUACAUCCACAAAAAACAACAACGCGUCCACGAACGACUGGUUUUCAGUUUGCCAAGUACAUUGUGCAACAUGCUAUGAUAUGCAUUCAAAGUAGCAAUGCAACAAAUACCUUCAUAAAGUGUUCAUUGGUGUGCUAUUCUAGUCACCUGGUCUAUUAAAUUUCUUCAUCCUGCUAUGUAAGGCAAGCUUACGUAAUAUUUUGCUUUGAAAUCUGCCGAUCAUAAUGAAAGAAAUGAAAGGUCAUUUGACCGAAAAUUGUCCAUGAGUAACUACGAACUGGUCUAUUGUGCGAUCCUUGGAAAAGGUUUUACUGCUACUUUUAUCAGUGUAUUUUUAUGUGAUUAAAUAGUGUGUCACAUACACCUUUGUUAUAAAUCUGCAGUACUUCAAUAAGUAAAAAUUUAAAUGGUGUGUUGAGGAGAAGAGCAAGUAGGACAAGAUCCAAUAUCUUGCUUAUUUUAACCUUUGACACCAAAGAAAGCUCCGGCAGGUGAUUCAUAUAUAGCUGACUUUACAAAUGACUCCUUUGUUUUGGUAAAUGAUAUAACACCAUUUUUUCAUAGGUGUUGAUGUGAUUCCCAAGACCCAGUCAUUCAUAACUUAUGAACAGCAUUAUGAAACAUUCAGCUGAAUGGUGCCUCUUAUAUCUGAUUAAACUUCCAUUUUUUGUACUUGUGCCAUUUUUGUGCUUAGUGGCAUCAUGCUCAAAGCAUGUGUCGUCUUAGAUAUUCCUGUAUUAAAAUACUCCUGCUCUAUUCAUUUUCCAACCUGUGUCUAAUCGUAUAUUUGCCAAGGUAAUUGGCAAGUAUGGAAUUAUUAAAGUUAAUAGAAUUUAAAGCCUACCUUCUCCAAGUAAUAUAAUUGCCGAAGUGGAGGCAGUUUUUCAGAUCAGAUCAUGCUUUGAUUGGCCGUUUAACCUUUAUGUAAAAAUUUAGAUGUAGAUCUCUAUUUAGGCAAGAGAAGGUUACCACCUAUGUCAUGGCUCUAAAAUCACACUUUUUUCUGAGCCGUCUUUCUUUUUAUUUUGAGAUGAGAUUUGAACAGCCCACCGAUGACAUGAUAUUAACCACUUCUCUUUGGAAUCUGGUUUCUUUGGUCCCAACAGAUUCAACCUCGGGGAAACUGUUCAUCAUACUAUUUUCCUUUAGUAUUAAUGCCACUCUUGUAACCAGUUCCCUUUGAAAAUCUAUUUUGAGUAAGUUUUUCAAAGAGCCAUAUUUAUUUAAAGCAAAACUUAUCCCAUAUUUUCAAGAUAGUCCGUGCUUAGAAUUUGUUACCCACUCCCCCAAAAAUAACAUAUUAAAAGUAUUAAAAUCAAGGACUUGCCAUACCCCCAAACAAAAUUUCCACCCCUAUACUCUACAUUAUAUUCUUUUUGAAACUAUUGUCAAAUGUUAACUGCAAAUGUACAAUUUCUUGUGUGAGUUUGAAUAUUUUAAUUUUUUUUUACAAGACAUUUCAUUAUCUGCUUGACACAGAAUAAAAUCUCUGUAUUAACACAA
Lytechinus pictus (painted urchin) is the source of this 4339-nucleotide messenger RNA. Its product is annotated as serine protease HTRA2, mitochondrial-like. Gene Ontology annotation, biological process: programmed cell death; proteolysis; positive regulation of apoptotic process. The record is from RefSeq and is a predicted model, not a curated record. Gene Ontology annotation, molecular function: protein binding; serine-type endopeptidase activity. The transcript is spliced from 6 exons. Lineage: Eukaryota; Metazoa; Echinodermata; Echinoidea; Temnopleuroida; Toxopneustidae. Bases 317 to 1759 code for a protein of 480 amino acids.